Molecule: messenger RNA, 978 nt
Organism: Arabis nemorensis
Lineage: Eukaryota; Viridiplantae; Streptophyta; Magnoliopsida; Brassicales; Brassicaceae
Source: the annotation of a GenBank genome assembly
AUGAACUGCUUGUCUCAUGCACGUUCAUACAUUUCAUUGGGACUGCUUAAGAGAUCCAGCUAUGUCAGUUCCCACAUUCCGUGGAAUCAAUGCUUCUAUAUGCCUUCAAAAUCCUGUUUAAAGCCUGUAGGUUUGACUGCACUUGGACUGUCUAGGGCUCAUUGUUAUUCCUCGAGAUCAAAGGCUGCUAAAACAAAGAUGUCAACCGCUGUUUCUGUCACGGAUAAAGAGAAGGACGCCUUUUUCCUUGUUCGGAAAGGUGACGUUAUUGGAAUUUAUAAGGAUUUGAGUGAUUGUCAAGCUCAAGUUGGAUCUUCGGUAUUUGAUCCUCCGGUUAGUGUUUAUAAGGGAUACUCGUUGCCUAAAGAGGCAGAGGAAUAUCUUUCUUCUGUUGGGCUCAAGAAACCACUCUUCAGUUUUAGAGCUUCAGACUUAAAAGAGGAUUUGUUUGGCGCUCUCACACCUUGUCUUUUCCAGGAUCAACUUUGUUCAGCAUCGACGUCAGUUGAAGCUCUUGGAAAGCUCCCUAAGCUGGAGCCAUCUGCUGAUACAUCAGGCAUUACUUGCAUUGUUGAGUUUGAUGGUGCAUCAAAGGGAAAUCCCGGCCUCGCUGGUGCAGCAGCUGUACUGAAAACUGAGGACGGAAGCGUGAUUUGUAAAGUGCGUCAAGGUUUGGGAAUUGCCACAAACAAUGCAGCAGAGUAUCACGCGUUAAUCCUAGGAUUGAGGCAUGCUAUUGAGAAAGGUUACAAGAAAAUUAAAGUGAAAGGUGACUCCAAGCUGGUCUGUCUGCAGAUUAAAGGUCAAUGGAAGGUAAACCACGAGGUACUUGCGAAGCUCCAUAAAGAAGCAAAACAACUUAGCAGCAAAUGUAUCUCUUUCGAGAUCAGUCACGUAUUAAGGAAUCUAAACUCUGAUGCUGAUGAACAAGCAAAUUUGGCUGUCCGUCUUUCCGAAGGAGAAGUUGAAGUGGCGUGA